Pistacia vera is the source of this 1143-nucleotide messenger RNA. RefSeq lists its product as uncharacterized. Lineage: Eukaryota; Viridiplantae; Streptophyta; Magnoliopsida; Sapindales; Anacardiaceae. The coding region runs from base 91 to 1143 and encodes 350 amino acids. The record is from RefSeq and is a predicted model, not a curated record. The transcript has 3 exons.
UCCGAUUGUCAUGGUCUCUCUGUCUGUCGAGUCUCUCUUUUGAAAUUUUCUUUGAAAAUUCAAACAAAUUUAACACUCAAGGAGCCGACAAUGUCCAUACCAAACCCUAAUUUUUCUCACAAAUCAGUUGCCAAAUCUUUCACAAAUUCUCUUAUGGCCGAGAAUCAACUUAUUGAUUCCCUGACAUCUCACAUCUCUCUAUAUCACUCACAUUCGCUUUCACCUAACGCUAAUCGUAACCCUCACCCGCGAUCUUCAAUUCUUAAAUGGUUCUCAUCACUCACCAUCCAUCAACGCCAGGCUCACCUCACAAUUAUUGAGUCAAAAUUCACUCAACUCUUAAUUCAAAUGAUUGGGAAACUCCGUACAAAGGGCCACGGCUUCUUCAUCAUCCUCCCGGACCUACCGUCCCGUGAUCCACCUUAUUUGCCUAACCUCUGUUAUAAGAAGUCACGUGGCCUUUUAUCUAGGGUUUCCGAAUCAAACGAGACAGAGCGAUGGAUUUUAGAGUGUACUCGGUUGUUUAACUCACGAGAAGGUGAAAAAAUAGACGGCUGUUCUUGUUCUACAGAUUGUCUUGAUUGUGUUACGGUAAGUGAAGACUUUGUUGGAAAUAUGGAUCGGUUUGUUGAUACAAUGGAUAAAGUAUCCAAGGGGGAGUUUCUGAGAGGCGAAGAGACUGAAUUGGGAGCGGAUUGGGUGGAAUUUGACUGGUUAAAAGCGCAGGGUUAUUAUAGCAUUGAAGCUUUUGUGGCAAAUAGGGUAGAGGUGGCACUGAGACUGGCAUGGCUGAAUAGUAACAAUGGGAAGAAAAGGGGGGUGAAGUUGAAAGAGAAAGUAAAUGCUGCAGGUGUGGCGGCAAAUGUUUAUUGGAGGAAGAAAGGGUGUGUGGACUGGUGGAGGAAUUUGGAUACUGCGAUGAGAAGGAAGGUCUUGACCACAAUUUUUGGAAAAGCAGCAAAAUCCCUGUUUGAGCUUUUUGGAGAAGGGAAUUUCAAGUCCUCACCUGAUAAAUCUAAGGAUAAACCCAGUGCUUGUGGCCGUAGAAAGAAGGGGAGGACCCGUAGUAUGAAAAGGCAGAACCCUUUGCCAAAGUCACCUGUGGAUGAGCAGUCAUUUGAUAAACGGUCUAAGGUGCCUUAG